Messenger RNA from Bipolaris victoriae FI3, 210 nucleotides. RefSeq lists its product as hypothetical. The record is from RefSeq and is a predicted model, not a curated record. The annotation marks the transcript as partial. The transcript has a single exon. Lineage: Eukaryota; Fungi; Ascomycota; Dothideomycetes; Pleosporales; Pleosporaceae.
CCAAAGAAGCUACAGAUAUUGCGGACGUACGGCUCCGCGCCAGUCCAUUGGCAACACCCUCAUCGCGCCGAGUACAAUUCACAACCACCAGAUAGCCACAAGGUACAACGCAGUGACACCACUGGCUAUACUCUGCAGCACAAGUCCCAAUCCUCUGGGUGGCGCACGGACGGGGACCUGCAUCCCGAACAUCUUGUACCAGGAAAGUAA